This is a messenger RNA of Phoenix dactylifera (date palm), 296 nucleotides long. RefSeq lists its product as uncharacterized. The record is from RefSeq and is a predicted model, not a curated record. Lineage: Eukaryota; Viridiplantae; Streptophyta; Magnoliopsida; Arecales; Arecaceae.
UCACAAGGGAGACCGGCCGAUCAGUUUAGUUUAUUUAUUUAUGUAAGAGAGAGAGAGAGAGAGAGAGAUGGUGGUGUUCUGCUUUCUGGUGGACCAGCGGCGGACGGUGAAGAGCAGCAAGCCGGCGGCUGGGAUCUGCUCGCGGUGCGGGGGAUGCGCCAGCGUCGCCGACAUGGUCACCGCCACCCGCUUCUGCUACGUCCCCGUCUAUCGUCGGACCUGGCGGGCCAUUAUCUGUACCUUCUGCGGCGCCCUCCUCAAGUCCUACAGAUAGGGGGGAGAGAGAGAGAGAAAGA